Molecule: messenger RNA, 906 nt
Organism: Fimicolochytrium jonesii
Lineage: Eukaryota; Fungi; Chytridiomycota; Chytridiomycetes; Spizellomycetales; Powellomycetaceae
Exons: 2
Coding region: 144-812 (222 amino acids)
Source: RefSeq, a predicted model, not a curated record
GAUGCUUCUUUCCAUUAUACUCCGCCCCGUUUUGGCCACUGUCAGAGCAGUGAGUGCGCUGAUGAGAGCGCUGAGAGCAGAAGGAGUACAAACCGGACGGUGAAGGAUAGCGGCUGGCGAUAUGCAUAAAUAGGAAGGACCGGAUGGACUCCCUCGUCCUCAACAUCAGUUGCACCUCCAUCUCAUCGAACUCAGCAAUCAUCGCACUUCUAGCGAACCUCAGCAACCAACGCCCAACGGUUCACUCCGACCCACAUACACUUAAAAUGCGCGCUACCCUCGCUUUCCUCGCCCCACUCCUCGCCGCCAGCGCCCUCGGGGCACCCGCCGCUCCAGCUGCUCCAGCUCCCGAUGCCGCCGCCGCUGCGUGCUCCGCCAGUGACUGGAACAUCCUUGAGAACCGCGAUCUGAAGGACAUUGGAGAUCUCACUGCCCACCCGGUCUUCAAAAAGAAGUUCAACAGUGCUUGCGAAUGCGCCAACGCCGUGAGCGCCGUUCCAUCCCCCAAGGCUGCCUUCUUCGUUUGGAACAGUUCCACCAAGGAAUGCUUCCCUAAGGGCGUCACUCCGUUCACCCAAGAGAACUCCCAACGCCUCACCAUCGCUGAUCAGAUCAGUGAUAAAAUCGACGAUGCCGAGAAGGGUCUCUUUGCUACCAACGCGCAGCUCAAAAAGGUUUGCGGCGCUAGUUUCCGCAUCCCCACUCAAUGGGCAAAUGUGGAAACGGGAUGCUCGGAAAUUUGUGCCGCCAACACUUUCGUCGACGGCUGUGACUUUGCAAUCACCAUCGCCGCUCACGCUGGUAAGCCAUGAUCGUCCACGAGUGUAUGGCGAUACGGCACUUCUCACUUCUCAUCGCUGACCGUUCCUCCUCGUUUAUUGUUUUCUCCUACUCCUAGGCUUCACG